AUGGUAACACCAGAGGCUGCUGUUUCUGUUGUUUUGGAUGCUGCUGCUGUUCCUGUGGAGCAGAUGAUGGCGGCAUCUGAAAGAUCCACUUGCACAUUUGAGGCACUGUUGGAUUUCUUUAUCGAUGUCAGCCUUUUGCGAGAGAUGGCUUCUGAGAUGCACGUUAGGUUGAGUGUUUUUGAGUACAUCAUUUACACGUGCUGUAGCAGUGUGGGAGGAGGAAAUAUGAAUAAUGAACGUCUUGAAAGGAGACCUAUUGCAUAUGUUUAUAACUCUAUUAAUGAAGCUUUAACACAGAAUCAGUCACCAAACCUGACACCAUACUGUAGCAUGAUUCAGCCCCCAGCUACAGAACAUGAAACCGAUUCUUUAACAUACCUAGAGGCAGGACAUAUUGCAAUAGCAGAAAAUUUUCUUGCAAGGAAGUAUUAUUCAGGAAAUGACAACAGUGAAGCCCUUCCUGAGUCUAUCCCAUCUGCUCCUGGAACAUUACCUCAUUUUAUGGAGGAACCAGAUGAUGCAUACAUUAUUAAAAGCAAUCCCAUUGUCUUGCGUUGCAAAGCCAUGCCAGCUAUGCAGAUUUUCUUCAAGUGCAAUGGUGAAUGGGUCCACCAAAAUGAGCAUGUCUCUGAGGAAAGCAUGGAUGAAACUACAGGCUUGAAGGUUCGAGAGGUGUUCAUCAAUGUGACAAGGCAGCAAGUGGAGGAUUUUCACGGGCCAGAAGAUUACUGGUGUCAGUGCGUCGCAUGGAGUCAUCUAGGGACCUCAAAGAGCAGGAAGGCAUCAGUCCGCAUAGCCUAUUUACGGAAAAACUUUGAGCAAGACCCACAGGGGAAGGAGGUUCCUAUUGAAGGGAUGAUUGUCCUGCAUUGUCGGCCACCAGAGGGAGUGCCUGCUGCUGAGGUGGAAUGGCUUAAGAAUGAGGAGCCUAUUGAUUCCAACCUGGAUGAGAACAUUGACACCAGGGCAGAUCAUAAUCUCAUCAUCCGCCAGGCCCGUCUGUCUGAUUCUGGGAACUACACCUGCAUGGCUGCCAAUAUAGUGGCCAAGAGAAGGAGUAUGUCUGCAACCGUGGUGGUGUAUGUGAAUGGAGGCUGGUCGUCAUGGACAGAGUGGUCUAACUGUAAUGUGCGGUGUGGUCGAGGCUGGCAGAAGCGAUCCCGGACCUGUACCAACCCUGCUCCACUCAAUGGGGGAGCUUUCUGCGAGGGAAUGUCAGUGCAGAAAAUUACCUGCACUUCACUUUGUCCUGUGGAUGGUAGCUGGGAGGUAUGGAGUGAAUGGUCAGUCUGCAGCCCAGAAUGCGAACAUUUGAGAAUUCGGGAAUGCACUGCUCCUUCCCCACGAAACGGAGGAAAAUUCUGUGAAGGCUUAAGUCAAGAAUCUGAGAAUUGCACCGAAGGACUUUGCAUUCAAGAUAAAAAACCUCUUCAUGAAAUAAAACCCCAAAAUAUCGAGAAUGCCAGCGAUAUUGCCUUGUACUCGGGUCUGGGAGCCGCAGUCAUUGCUGUAGCUGUGCUGGUAGUGGGCGUUACUCUCUAUAGACGGAGCCAGAGCGAGUAUGGUGUGGAUGUGAUUGACUCAUCUGCGCUGACAGGAGGCUUCCAGACAUUUAAUUUUAAAACAGUCCGGCAAGGUAACUCCCUCCUUCUGAACUCAUCCAUGCAGCCUGACCUGACAGUGAGCAGAACAUACAGCGGACCCAUCUGCCUGCAAGACCCCAUGGACAAGGAGCUCAUGACAGAAUCAUCACUCUUUAACCCCUUGUCAGACAUCAAGGUCAAAGUUCAGAGUUCAUUCAUGGUUUCUUUGGGGGUGACAGACCGGGCUGAAUAUCAUGGAAAGGCACAUUCUGGGACAUUUCCUCACGGGAACAACAGAAGCUUCAGUACAAUACAUGCCAGGAACAAAACCACUUAUAUUCAGAACCUUUCCUCUUUUUCCACAAGAAGCGAGCUGAGAACGACUGGGAUUUUUGGCCAUCUGGGGGGCCGGUUAGUGAUGUCAAACACAGGGGUCAGUUUGCUGAUACCACAUGGUGCUAUCCCUGAAGAGAGUUCAUGGGAAAUUUAUCUUACCAUUGGUCAAGGGGAAUCCAGCCUCCAGCCAGAAAGCACAGAAGUUCUUCUUGGUCCAGAAGUAACUUGUGGCCCUCCAGAUGUGACUGUCACCACUCCUUUUGCCUUGACUAUACCACACUGUGCAGAAGUAAAUUCUGAACACUGGACCAUUCACUUGAAAAAAAGAACGCAACAAGGGAAAUGGGAGGAAGUGAUGUCCGUGGAAGAGGAAACUACUUCUUGCUACUGUCUGUUGGAUCCUUACGCCUGCCACAUUCUCUUAAACAGCUUUGGAACUUAUGCUCUUGUUGGAGAGCCCGUCUCCGACUGUGCUGUUAAACAGCUGAAAGUAGCAGUCUUCGGCUGCUUGUCUUGCAAUUCGCUGGAUUACAAUUUGCGAGUAUAUUGUGUGGAUAACACUCCUUGUGCAUUUCAGGAAGUGGUUUCAGAUGAAAGACACCAAGGAGGACAGUUACUGGAGGAACCGAAGUUGCUGCAUUUCAAAGGGAAUACCUUCAGUCUUCAGAUAUCUGUCCUCGAUAUCCCCCCUUUCCUCUGGAGAAUUAAACCUUUCACUGCAUGUCAGGAGAUCCCUUUCACUCGUGUGUGGUGCAGUAACCAGCAGCCACUGCACUGUGCCUUUUCGCUGGAGCGUUAUACUCCUACAACCACGCAGCUGUCCUGCAAGAUCUGUGUUCGACAAGUCAAGGGCCACGAGCAGAUCCUACAGAUCCAGACAUCUAUUCUAGAGAAUGAAAGAGAAACUAUCACCUUUUUUGCACAUGAUGACAGCAACUUCCCUGCACAGACUGGUCCAAAGGCCUUCAAAAUCCCAUACUCCAUUAGACAGAGAAUAUGUGCAACAUUUGACACACCCAAUGCCAAAGGCAAAGACUGGCAGAUGUUAGCACAGAAAAACAGCAUCAACAGGAAUCUCUCUUACUUUGCUACACAAAGUAGUCCAUCUGCUGUCAUUUUGGACCUCUGGGAAGCCCGACAUCAGCAUGAUGGUGACCUUGACUCCCUAGCCUGUGCUCUGGAAGAGAUAGGAAGGACACACUCCAAAAUCUCAAACAUUACAGAAACUCAGAUCGAGGACUCCGACUUCAACUACAGUAGACAGAAUGGACUUUAG
Messenger RNA from Alligator sinensis (Chinese alligator), 3195 nucleotides. RefSeq names its product unc-5 netrin receptor D (gene UNC5D). The transcript has 21 exons. Gene Ontology annotation, molecular function: netrin receptor activity; protein binding. Gene Ontology annotation, cellular component: membrane. The record is from RefSeq and is a predicted model, not a curated record. Gene Ontology annotation, biological process: netrin-activated signaling pathway. Lineage: Eukaryota; Metazoa; Chordata; Crocodylia; Alligatoridae. Bases 1 to 3195 code for a protein of 1064 amino acids.